Messenger RNA from Erythranthe guttata (spotted monkey flower), 420 nucleotides. Lineage: Eukaryota; Viridiplantae; Streptophyta; Magnoliopsida; Lamiales; Phrymaceae. The record is from RefSeq and is a predicted model, not a curated record.
AUGCGCGCGCACGACAGGGCGCAGGUGUUUUGGGCGUGCGGGGAUCGGGGCGCAGGUGUGUUGGGCAUUCGGGGAACGGGGCGCGCGGCAAGGCUGUGGGGCAGGGCGCGAGGCGCGCACCCGAUUGGGGAGCACGGCGCACGGCCGGGGAGCGGGGCGCGCGGGGCUGUUGGGGCGCGCGCGGCAUGGGUGAUGGGCGCGGGGGAGCGGGCGCGCAGAGCUGCUGGGGCGCAAGGAGCGCGCGGGCGGGCGGCUCUUGCGCGAGGAAGGCGUGCGCGCGCGGGCGGCCAGGGCGCGGGGCGCGCGCUCGGGGGCUGUUGGGGAGCGGAGAGCGCGCACGCGGAACUGUUGGGGCGCGGGGCGCGAGGAGGGCGUGCGCGCGCGGGCGGCUGGUGCGCGGGGCGCGCGCUCGCGGGCUGA